AUGUACUUGGUAGGCAUUCUAAGUAUCGCCAGUAAGAAACAGGCGGCCUUCCAACCAUUCCAGUGCCCCAUCUGCCAGAGUAGAUUCACACGACAUGAGAACCUGAAGCGACACGCUGCCGUCCAUUCUUCCUCCCAGGACGAUGCCUCGCUAUCUUGCCACAUCUGCAAUGCGACCUUCUCGCGGCCUGACUUGCGACUUCGACACUUGAAGCGGAAGCAUCCUAAUGAAGUCCAGCGACCCAGGAAGCGUCAGUCGCAGUCGCAGGCGUCCGCUGCUGGCAGCGACCGGGCGGGCUGUCAAACGCAACAAGAGAAGAAAUCACCCACUCCUUCAGCCUCCAUGUCCAUCUCGCCAAAGUCGACGCGACAUGAUUCACAUUCGCAGGCUCACGAUUCCGAAGACGAGAAUGAAUUAAAUCGAACCUCUUCUGCUGAUAAUUACAGCAUGGUUUCGCAGCCGCACUCACAGGCACAGUCGCAGCCACAGUCACAGCCGCAGUUCGAUGAGCGUUUCAAUGCCGUCGAGAUGGAUCCAAGUUCCCUCCUCCUGGCAUCCUUUCUCCGCCCACAGGAAAAUUCACACAUUAGUCCAGCGACAGUGCAGUCAAUACCAUACGACAACACCUUGGCCAACUUCAACUUCGACCAGUGGAGUCCCGAUCCCCUCCUGUCCCUGGACGGCCUAUCACAGAUCCAAGAUGAAUGGAUGCCAUCCAGUCUGCAACAACUCCGCGGGUGCGACCUGUUUUUUACCUAUGCAUCCAACUUUCUCCCCUUCCUCCAUCAACCAACAUUUCAAGCAUCUCGCGCUGCCAGACCUCUGCUCCUCGGCAUCCUCUGUCUUGGCUACCAGUAUGGAGAGGACCCGGAUGCUGGAGACGAGGCAGGCUCGGGUUCGGCCCUUUCCCUGCGAUGUUUCCACCGAGCCCGUGCCCUUAUCGCUGCGGAAGAGGACCACGUCGACGAGACCGCCCACGGCCUUAUCAUGGUGCAGACGUAUAUCCUUCUCCAAGUUUUCGCCAUGAUGUAUUCCUGCGAUAAGGACUCGGCGUAUGGACUGAAGACCCAUUCCAAGAUAUGCUCUCUGGCCCGCGCGAUCGGGCUCAUGAACCCACCCCCUAACGAUGCCACUGUGACUGAAGAUCUUGAUUCAUUGUGGCGACACUUCGUCCAGGCCGAAUCGCACAAACGCACCCUCUACGCCGUCCACCAGAUCGACACCCUCUGGUACCAAUUCCUCUCCAUCCCGCGCUCACUCUCCCACCUCGAAAUAAAACAGGACCUCCCCUGCCCGGAAACCUACUGGACCGCAUCAUCAUCCGGCGAGUGGGCGCAUCGCCAAUUGGUCGCUCGACACAGCGGCCCUCCCAUCCGCUACCACGACGCCGUCCGACGAAUCCUGGCAUCCGACAGCACGAACCUCAGCUCCAUCCCCGCAUUCGACCCCUACGGCACCAUCAACAUCACCCAAUUCCUCGUCUCCAGCGCGCGCGAAAUCUCCGGCUGGUCCACCAUGACCGGCAUGCUCAGCAUGGAGCGACUCGACCCGCUGCGCAAGUCCCUCCUCGCGCUCAGCCCGCUCGUGCGCGCCCAAUCCCAGCCGCAAUCCCAACCCAACGCCAUCGACUCGUCCCCGCACGCCGCGCUCUGCGAAACCACCUGGCAGGCCGCGAUGAUCGAAAUGCAGAUGUGGUCGCCGUCGCACACGGGCGGGCUCGUCGGCACCAGCGUCGAUGCAGCCCUACACCACCUCAUCGACCUCGCGCCGUCGUGCGAGUUCCUCUGCGAAUCCAACCUCUGCGGGUCGAUCCAGCCGCACGUCGACUGGUUCCUGCGGUACCUCGAUCAGACGGUCGAUGCGGCGGGGGAGGCCCCCUGGCUGACGCUGUAUGCGUGCAAGGCGUUUAUGAUUGCGUGGCAGCUCGUCCGCGGGGGCAUGGCGGGCGCGAUGCAGGUUGUGGGUGUGGCGGACGGCGAUAGGGAGGCGGCGCUGAAGUGGGCGAAGAAGGUGUUCGAGAGGAGGGAGAGGUGGAAGUUGGGGAAGAUUGUCAUGGCUUGCUUGGAGGGGUUGGAUGUGUGA
Aaosphaeria arxii CBS 175.79 is the source of this 2082-nucleotide messenger RNA. RefSeq lists its product as uncharacterized. Lineage: Eukaryota; Fungi; Ascomycota; Dothideomycetes; Pleosporales. The coding region runs from base 1 to 2082 and encodes 693 amino acids. The record is from RefSeq and is a predicted model, not a curated record. Gene Ontology annotation, molecular function: DNA-binding transcription factor activity, RNA polymerase II-specific; zinc ion binding; RNA polymerase II cis-regulatory region sequence-specific DNA binding. Gene Ontology annotation, cellular component: chromatin. The transcript has 2 exons. Gene Ontology annotation, biological process: regulation of transcription by RNA polymerase II; DNA-templated transcription.